AUGUUGGGGUUGAUAGGCUAUGGAAACCACCUGCCGGCCAAACAAAUUGUUAGAUCAGACUUCUCCACCAAUCCAGACACCCCCACCCACCAUCGUUGCCUACCAAUAAACCACUUUCACUACAGACGCACCGAGGUUGGCAUGCCUAAAGCCCAAAAUGUGUUCGUCACCAUUGCUGAGUCCCGAUUCUGUCUAACUUCCUCAACUGUUGCCAACCGCACCCCAGACAUAGAUCAGAUUACGUGUCCCGCCCAACCUCGGUACUUUGUCGCCUACGUACCUUCAUCUCUGGGGCUCUACAUGCAUCUUUAG
Protopolystoma xenopodis is the source of this 312-nucleotide messenger RNA. NCBI's taxonomy places the organism in Eukaryota, Metazoa, Platyhelminthes, Monogenea, Polystomatidea, Polystomatidae. The record is from the annotation of a GenBank genome assembly.